This is a messenger RNA of Cololabis saira (Pacific saury), 4870 nucleotides long. Its product is annotated as klotho-like. NCBI's taxonomy places the organism in Eukaryota, Metazoa, Chordata, Actinopteri, Beloniformes, Belonidae. Gene Ontology annotation, biological process: carbohydrate metabolic process. The record is from RefSeq and is a predicted model, not a curated record. Gene Ontology annotation, molecular function: beta-glucosidase activity. The coding region runs from base 107 to 3052 and encodes 981 amino acids. The transcript has 13 exons.
GCUGUUCAGUCCAGCUGUCUGUCCAGUCCAGCUGUCUGUCCAGCCAGCUUUCCAGUGCACCUGUCCUGCAGCCCCGACUCCCAGCAUGGCCAGCUGACCCGGCACCAUGCGCUCUCCCCCCCUGCACCUCCUCCUGCUGGCCCUCUUGGCCGCCGUGCGCCCCGCCGGCGCGGCGCCCGGCGCCGGCCUGCGGACCUGGGGCCGCUUCAGCCGGCUGCCCUACCCCGGGGACAAGGCCUUCCUGUACGACACGUUCCCCCGGGGCUUCAUGUGGGCCGUGGGCACCGCCGCCUACCAGGUGGAGGGCGCGUUCGAGCGCGACGGCAAGGGGCUCUCCAUCUGGGACACGUUUACGCGCGGGGGGAACCGCCUGGCCACGGGGGACGUGGGCAGCGACAGCUACCACAACAUCCAGGCGGACACCCGCGCCCUGCGGCAGCUGGGGGUCACCCACUACCGCUUCUCCCUGUCCUGGGCCCGCAUCUUCCCCAACGGGACGCGCGGCAGCCUGAACCCGGCAGGAGCCGCCUACUACCGGGCGCUGCUGCGGCGGCUGCGGACGCUGGGCGUGCAGCCCGUGGUCACGCUGCACCACUGGGACCUGCCCGAGGCUCUGCAGCGGGGCCUGGGCGGCUGGGCCGACCCCCGCAUCGUGGAUAUCUUUGCAGACUACGCGGACUUCUGCUUCGGCGCGUUUGGAGACGACGUGCGCUACUGGAUCACCAUCGAUAACCCGUUCGUGGUGGCGCAGCACGGGUACGGGACCGGGGUGGUGGCGCCUGGGGUGAGGAACCACCCAGACCUGCCGCUCACCGUGGGACACCACCUGCUCAAGGCCCACGCCGCCGCCUGGCACGUGUACGACCGGCGGUACCGGCCCCGGCAGCGGGGGCAGCUGUCCAUGGCGCUGGCCUCCCACUGGAUCAAGCCCAGCCGCACGCGGCUGCAGAGCCUGCGGGAGUGCCAGUGCUCCCUGGACCACGUGCUGGGCUGGUUCGCCCGGCCGCUCUUCACCGACGGGGACUACCCCCCCUGCAUGAGGGCGCGGCUGGGCGCCCGGCUGCCCUCCUUCACCCCGGAGGAGCGCCGGCAGCUGCGGGGCACCGCAGACUUCUUCGCCCUGUCCCACGGAGCCACGCUCAGCUUCCAGCUCAUCAACGACAGCCUCAAGUUCGAGCAGCAGGAGGACCUGGACCUGCGGAUGCUGCUGUACUGGGUCAACGCCGAGUACGACCGGCCGCCCAUCUUCGUGGUGCAGAGUGGCUGGUACGUCCUCGGCAGCACCAAGACAGAAGACCCCAAGCACAUGUACUACCUGAAGAGGUUCAUCGCUGAGACACUCAAGUCCAUCGUCCUGGACGGGGUGAACGUGAUCGGCUACACGGCCUGGUCCCUGCUGGACGGCUUCGAGUGGCACCGCGAGUACGGGAUCCGGAGGGGUUUGUACUACGUGGACUUCAACACGCCGGACAUGAAGAGGGAGCCCAAGACCUCCGCCACCUUCUACAGGAACGUGAUCCAGAAGAACGGGUUCCCGGAGCUCCCUGAGAACCGUCCGGCCCAGGGACUGUUCCCCUGCGGGUUUGCCUGGGGGGUGUCGGCCAACUCCAUCCAGGUGGAGACCACCCCCACCCAGUUCUCGGACUCCAGCGUCUACAUCUGGAACAGCUCCAGCGGGGGGGAGCUGGUACGCCUGCCGGGCUUCACCGCGCCGCCGCUGCGCCGACGCACGCACUGUGCCGACUACGCCACCAUCCGACAGCAGGUGGAGGACAUCCGGCAGGUGGGCGUCAGCCACUUCCACUUCUCCCUGAACUGGUCUGGUCUGGUCCCCACGGGGGACGUGUCCCGGCCCAACGCCACCCUGCUGGGCUACUACCGCUGCUUCACCCGCCAGCUGCUGCAGGCCAACGUCACGCCCGUGGUCACGCUGUGGCACCACACCCGCCGGGGCAGCAGCCUGCCGGCGCCGCUGGACGCCGCCAACAAGUGGCUCAACAGGAAGACCCCGGAGGCUUUUGCAGACUACGCCAGGCUCUGUUUCCGGGAAAUGGGGGCCCAUGUGAAGAUGUGGAUCACCCUGAAUGAGCCCAACGAUGAGAUGGUGAGCUACCAGGAGGGCCACCACAUGCUGCAGGCACACGCUCGAGCCUGGCGCGCCUACGACCAAGAGUUCAGGCCGUCCCAGGGGGGGAAGGUGUCCCUGGCCCUGCACAUGGACUGGGUGGAGCCGGCCUUCUCCUUCAGCCGGGAGGACGUGGAGCCGGCUCAGAGGGUCCUGGACUUCUCCGUGGGCUGGUUCGCCGAGCCCAUCUUCGGCAGCGGGGACUAUCCUCCGGCCAUGAGGAGCUGGCUGCGGCAGCUCAACUCCCUCGAGCUGCCGGUCUUCAACGAGGAGGACAGGCUGCUGGUUCGAGGGACGUACGACUUCUUUGCCAUCAGCCAUUUCAGCUCCAAGCUGGUGACUCACGCCAAGGAAGACUCGUACACGUACACCGCCAUGCUGGAGGUGCAGCACAUGAUCGACACCACCUGGAUCAUGUCUCCGCGGCCCGUCGUGCCCUGGGGGCUGAGGAAGGCCCUCAACUGGGUGAAGGAGCACUACAGCAAGGUUCCUGUGUAUGUGAUGGCUAACGGGGUCCAGGAGGACCCGGCCCGCUUCAAGGACAGUCUGAGGGUCUACUACCUGUACAACUACAUCAACGAGGCUCUGAAAGCGUACACUCUGGACGGCGUGAACCUGCAGGGCUACUUCGCCUACGCCCUGAACGACCAGCGGGACCCGGGCUUCGGCCUGUACGGCCAGGUCCAGGACGAGGUCAUCGUCAAGGACUCCAUCUCCCACUACCGGAACAUCAUCCGGCACAACGGCUUCCCCCUGCCGGGGGCCGAGCCCCAGCGGUGUCCCGCGCCGGGCCGGGCCUGCCCCGGCUGCCAGGUCCUGCUGAAGAAGACCACGGUGGGGUUCCUGACCCUGGUGGGCUCCGGGGUGCUCAUCACGCUGGGCCUCAUCGUCUACUACACCACCAAGAGGCCCAAACACAGCUACUGAUGCUGGAUGAUCAUGUCAUGGAGCUUUUCCACUAGUAAACUACUCAGCCCGACUGACUCGCCCUCGUUUCUUUUCAACACCCAGAUCAGAAGUAGGAGGUUGGAGAGAAGCUGCUGUGACGUAUUUGAUUGUGUGAUCGUCACAUGCGAACACUUGACUAGGGCUGUACUUCUUAUCAAGGAAAUGGAGCAGACUGAUCUGACGGCAUGUUUAUGUCGCAGAUGUGCAAGUGGAAAUCUGAAAACGCCGCAGAUUUCAGUCCACUUGUAGGUCUGUGUUCAAAAAUAAGUUUGAUGCACAUUUGUUUUAUGUACAAACAGCCCCAUUCACUGCCAAUACUCUGCUGAGUAAUCUGGUGUUCAGUGAAGCAGCCGGCAUUUCCUCAAUUUCACAACUAUGACUUCAUUUAUCAUCAUUCUGCUAACAGGGAGGGGUUCCUGUCUACUAUCGCCUUAUACUUGCUCAGGACAGAGGGCUGAGGUCAAGAUUCAGUUUCCUUGGUUCCUCAGCGCAGGUGGUUUUUUUUUUGCUGGAAAAUAUUAGAAUUGAAGAUUGUAUUUAAUUAGACUGCACUGAACUUGUUUAUUGCCUUUAGUGCCUUUAAAUGACCCGCUGUGACUUGGCACUGCACAUAUAUGGCACAACAUACCAUGAGGAGAUGAUAGAUGUGCUGCUGGGUCUGUGGCUUGUGUUUGAUAUCAAGUUAAAAAAUUAGAGAGAGAAACUUCAAGUGGCGAUGCUUUUUUUUUGUUUCUUUGUCUCUGCACUGCUGAAAAGUCAGCUGGAGCCGUGAGCAGCUAUGAAGAGACAGAGCUCCUGGUGGAUCUGGUCGUUCCUUAUCGCCCGUCUAGAUCCCUUUUUAAUUCUCUCCUCAGCACCAGGUUUAUGAACAUCUGCACCUCAGAGUUGGAUCAGAAACAGACUUUUGCUGCCAUUACCUGUUGAAUAAAAUGAACAAGAAUCCGUCAGAGUCUCUUUCUCUGAUUUCCUCCUCCUGACUCAGACGUCUGACUCCAACCCCCCGACCAAUCGGUGUCCUGUAGUGUGGUGAUGUCAGAUACAGCCGACUCAGCAGCUUAAAACCGUGGCAGAAUAGUUACAGAAAAAGAGUCUAGUCAGCACGUUAGACCCCUGGUGGAAAAGAACCAAAUCAAGUCGAGUUGGGCUGAGUAGGUGCUGGUGGAAAAGCGCCAAUAGUGUCUAGUCUCUACCGGGUCACCGACAGACAAAGUUGUAAAUUAUAAUACUGAGAUCCCAGUAAGCAGACGGUGUCACAUUUGAGGUGUUAUAAGUUAUAUUGAACAUUUUCUAAAUGUUGGUCAAACAAGUAUCAAACACUUAAAUGGGUAGAAGCCACAUGGACUGUAUUUUUCAAUGUUCAUAUUAUUAUUAGUAUUAUUUAAUGUUCAUAUGUACUGAGAAAUUCAUGUUAAUAUUUUCAGGUUAAUUGAUCCAUGUAAUUCUUUGUAUAAAUGCUGUAUUGUUGAUUGUUUGAUUUAAUGUGGACCCCAGGAAGAAUAGUCUUCGGGGAUGGGGAUCCAAUAAAUAAAUGGACCUAUGAAGUACAGGAAUUAUAAGAAAUGAAGCUGUACGUCACCGGGUGAAUAUUAAAACUCAAUCUCUGAAGUUUCAUGCCCGUUAUUCUGACACAUCCUGACAAAAGGUGCAAGCCGUUAGUUCAGGGUCAACGAUCAGGUUGUAUAGUCAAAUGUGAUGAACACUUGUUUGUCCACACUGUUAUGUACCUUAAAAAUGAUCUGUAAACUUUAUUUGUGGUAAUAAAGUCGAUAUUUAAUCAAAUCUAUGAAAAAGAGAAAA